Messenger RNA from Grosmannia clavigera kw1407, 258 nucleotides. Its product is annotated as iron copper transporter. The record is from RefSeq and is a predicted model, not a curated record. The transcript is spliced from 2 exons. Bases 1 to 258 code for a protein of 85 amino acids. Gene Ontology annotation, biological process: copper ion transport. NCBI's taxonomy places the organism in Eukaryota, Fungi, Ascomycota, Sordariomycetes, Ophiostomatales, Ophiostomataceae. Gene Ontology annotation, molecular function: metal ion binding; copper chaperone activity. Gene Ontology annotation, cellular component: cytosol.
AUGGCCGACCACACCUACACCUUUAAUGUGUCCAUGUCCUGCGGCGGCUGCUCUGGCGCCGUUGACCGCGUGCUCAAGCGCCUAGAAGGCGUCAAGAGCUACGAGGUCUCUCUCGAGAAGCAGUCGGCCACCGUCGUCGCAAACCCUGAGCUUUCAUACGAGACCGUUCUGAGCACGAUCGCCAAGACUGGCAAGAAGGUCAACUCCGGCGAGGCUGACGGCGAGACCCGCAGCGUGGAAGUGCCAGUCCAGGCAUAG